This is a messenger RNA of Callithrix jacchus (white-tufted-ear marmoset), 465 nucleotides long. The record is from RefSeq and is a predicted model, not a curated record. Lineage: Eukaryota; Metazoa; Chordata; Mammalia; Primates; Cebidae.
UUCUUGAUGAUAAACAGGCAUCAGAAAAUUUAUUAGAAAUUUGAAGAGCAGGAUGUUGGGCCUCUGAAUGGGAACCUUAGUAGUGCCAGUGACAAAGAGAGAAUUAAAUAUGAGUGAUGUUGAGAAAAGCAAGAUUUUCGUCCAGAAGUGUGCCCAGUGCCACAUGGUGGGAAAGGGAGGCAAACACAAGACUGGGCCACAUCUCCAUGGUCUCUGGACGGAGGACACAUCAGUCUUUAGAUUUUCUUACACAGAUGCCACUAAAAACAAACGCAUCACCUGGGGCGAGGAUACACUGAUGGACUGCUUAGAGAAUCCCAAGAAGUACAUCCCUAGAGUGAAAAUGAUCUUCACUGGCAUUAGGAAAAAGGCAGAAAGGGCAGACCUGAUGGCCUAUCUCAAAAAAGCUAACAAUGAGCAUUAGCCACUGCCUUGUUUAUUACAAAACAGGAACGUGUCAUGACU